GAGUAUGAACAAAGUGCUUUUCAAGGAGGAUAGUCUUUGUUAUGAAUCAUAUCACGUGGCGGCCAUUUGUCACUGAUCUGGUUGCUUAGCAACAUCGUGAUGCCGAGCCGCUAAACAUGGCAGUCGAGAUUAGCAAGGCAACAUUACACACAACAUGACGAGCACAUUUAUGCACGCUCUGCGUUAAUAUCUAGAAUUUGAUUUAAUUCAGGAGGUAGGAUCGUUUGCUUUAGAACAAAAGAUCUGAUUAACAUCUCGUACGCACACCUAAACAUAGUCGUUUAGCAAGUUUGCUAGCUAGUAGCCUAUCUGGCUAGUUCACUAGAAAUACUGUUCCUGGAUUAACGGACAUCUAAAUCGGUUCUGUUUGCAGAUCUAGUGAUUCCUCUUAUAGGCUUUACGGUGAUCAGAGUGUUAGUAAUGACUGGCUAAUUUUAGGCUAGUUUCAGGAUUGUGUGUUCGUGCACAGUAAAGCAUCAUCACCAUGCUCUUGUCUCGGAUGAAACCAGCUGUGGGCGGUGAAGCGUCCACCAACUCUAAUGAGAAGAAAAGGAAAAAUAAAACCAAAAAGACUCCAAGACUUGAAGAUUAUCUAAACCAAAGAGACUAUCUAGGAGCCCUGACACUAUUAGAGUUUCAGCGUAGUGGUGGGGUGUCAGUGGAGCAUGCAGACCUUUGGAUUGGCUACUGUGCCUUUCAUCUGGGAGACCACAAGAGAGCAAUGGAGGAGUACAAAGCUCUCACUUUGAGGCCCGAGUGUCCAGUGGAUGUUUGGGUAAAUCUGGGCUGUUCACUCUUUUUCCUGGGGCUUUAUAAAGAGGCUGAGGAGGCAGCAUUAAAAGGGCCAAAAACUCAGCUUCAGAAUCGCCUGCUCUUUCAUUUAGCUCAUAAGUUCAAUGAUGAAAAGAAGCUGAUGGGUUUCCAUCAGAACCUGGAGGACGUGACUGAGGAUCAGCUGAGCUUGGCUUCUAUUCAUUAUAUGCGCUCUCAUUACCAAGAGGCUAUUGAUAUCUACAAACGCAUCUUACUGCAGAACAGAGACUUUCUGGCCCUGAAUGUGUAUGUGGCUUUGUGUUACUAUAAGCUGGAUUACUAUGACGUGUCUCAGGAGGUGUUGGCCGUGUAUCUGCAGAGUAUUCCUGACUCUACUAUUGCCCUCAACCUCAAAGCUUGCAACCACUUCAGACUCUACAAUGGCAAAGCUGCCGAGACGGAAUUGAAGAACCUGAUAGAUAUCUCAUCCAGCUCAUUUCAGUUUGCUAAAGAGCUCAUUCAGCACAAUCUGGUUGUGUUUCGUGGGGGUGAUGGGGCCUUGCAGGUUUUACCUCCUCUGAUUGAUGUCAUAUCAGAGGCCAGACUCAACCUGGUCAUCUACUAUCUCAGACAAGAUGACAUUCAGGAAGCCUACAAACUAAUCAAAGACCUUGAGCCCACCACACCCCAGAGCGAGUUGCACUCGCGCCAUGGCGGAUUCGCUAUUUACACGGCGGAAUUUGCAAGAGCAAAGACUGAACGCAUCUCCAGAGAGGAAACGGAGCUGUUCGUGCGUGAGGAAUAUAUUCUGAAGGGGGUGGUGAAUGCUGCUUUGGGACAAGAUAUCGGAUCGAGGGACCAUUUAAAAAUUGCCCAGCAGUUUUUCCAGUUGGUUGGAGGCUCAGCCAGUGAAUGCGACACAAUACCUGGCAGGCAGUGUAUGGCCUCCUGUUUCUUCUUGCUGAAACAGUUUGAGGAUGUGCUUAUAUAUCUCAACUCAGUCAAGAGUUACUUCUACAACGACGACACAUUCAACUUUAACUACGCUCAGGCCAAGGCUGCUUUGGGAAACUACAAGGAGGCUGAAGAGGUGUUCCUGCUCAUCCAGAAUGAGAAGAUCAAGAAUGAUUACGUUUACCUGAGCUGGUUGGCACGCUGCUACAUUAUGAAUCAGAAGGCUCGACAGGCCUGGGAGCUGUAUCUGAGACUGGAAACCUCAUCUGACCCUUUCAGCCUCCUGCAGCUCAUCGCAAAUGACUGCUACAAGAUGGGGCAGUUCUAUUAUGCAGCUAAAGCAUUUGAUGCUCUAGAGAGACUGGAUCAAAACCCUGAGUACUGGGAGGGGAAGCGUGGAGCAUGUGUCGGGAUCUUCCAGCUCAUACUGGCAGGCCGAGAGUCCAGAGAGACGCUGAAGGAGGUUUUGCCAAUGUUGAGGAGCACUGGAAACCCACAAGUUGAGUACAUCAUCCGCAUCAUGAAGAAAUGGGCCAAAGACAACAGAGUGGCUCUCUGAUCGCAUUUACAAAUUUGCCAACACACUGCAGUAGUCAAUCUUGGACAUUUAUGUUAUUUAUUUUACUUUUUUUGUAUGGUAUCCUUAUGGUUGUUUAUCUGACAACAAAAUUUGUGAUGAGUACAACAGUUCAGAUACAUCUUAGAAAGAAAACAAAAUCUCAUGCUCUUAUAAAGCUACAAUAAGUACAGCCACACUAAAAAAUUUACUUAAUGUUUAUUACAUUAUAUCUUUUUUAAUAUUUGCAGUUGUCAGAAAGAGAAAACUAUAUUUACAAUAUAUCCAUGUCAGUGAAUGUUUUCUGUGAGAUGGACAAUGCAACAAAUAAAGUUUAUAUCUUUUCAUACUU
Molecule: messenger RNA, 2615 nt
Organism: Onychostoma macrolepis
Lineage: Eukaryota; Metazoa; Chordata; Actinopteri; Cypriniformes; Cyprinidae
Gene: ift56
Product: intraflagellar transport 56
Exons: 18
Coding region: 485-2266 (593 amino acids)
Biological process (GO): intraciliary anterograde transport; intraciliary transport involved in cilium assembly
Cellular component (GO): intraciliary transport particle B; ciliary base; ciliary basal body
Molecular function (GO): intraciliary transport particle B binding; protein binding
Source: RefSeq, a predicted model, not a curated record